Quercus robur (English oak) is the source of this 480-nucleotide messenger RNA. RefSeq lists its product as uncharacterized. The transcript has a single exon. The record is from RefSeq and is a predicted model, not a curated record. NCBI's taxonomy places the organism in Eukaryota, Viridiplantae, Streptophyta, Magnoliopsida, Fagales, Fagaceae. Bases 1 to 480 code for a protein of 159 amino acids.
AUGGCCCAGAAGAUGGAGGAAAAGUUUUCAACAUUUGAGAUAAAGCAUGCUCUGAGGAGCGAAAGUUGGUAUGCAGACGCAUUGGCCGCAUUAGGAUCACAAAUAGUGUUUGAAGGAAGUAGCACCAAGAUAGAAGUCAGCAAACAAAAGGAGUCCAUUAUUGAAAUGCUGAACGAGAGAUUCCAAGAAGAAAGAUGUGAAGAGGAUUGGAGAAUUCCCAUAAAAGAAGCUUUGAUCAAAGAAGAAGAUAUGACAGAAUUGAAGGCCUUGAAAGACUACACCUUGGUAAAAGGGGAAUUGUACCACAGAAUGCCGACAGGAAUCCUAUCAAGAUGUAUGGGGCAAGAGAAGGCCCAAAGAAAGCUAAAGGAAGUACAUGACAGAACCUGCGAGUUCUGCAAAGAAGUCAGCCUUUACCGUAGACUUCAAAGGACAAGUUUCUAUUGGCCAAGCAUGGGCAAGGAUGCGGACCAAGUCUAG